AUGGCUCGCAGCUAUGGUAAUAUAGCGGUCUCGCUUAGCGUCGAAUGCCUCCCCCUAGGAGAUUGCAAAUUGUCUUCUGGCUCGGCCGGAAGGUAUUCAUCUAGUUCGAGCCCUGGCAGAGGUGCUGGUAAUACUGGGGCAAUGAGAAGUAUUGGCGCCUCAAAUGGAUUCGUCAUUCGUCGAGGUGAACUUAUCGAUGCUCGACUUUUGGCACACGGCGAUCAGUUGGAGUUUGAGUAUCAGCCAGAAUUGCAUGCAGUCAUGCUUCUCUAUUCUCCUACUAACAAACUAGACAACAGCCAUCUUAUCUAG
Molecule: messenger RNA, 312 nt
Organism: Protopolystoma xenopodis
Lineage: Eukaryota; Metazoa; Platyhelminthes; Monogenea; Polystomatidea; Polystomatidae
Source: the annotation of a GenBank genome assembly